Molecule: messenger RNA, 867 nt
Organism: Acanthamoeba castellanii str. Neff
Lineage: Eukaryota; Discosea; Longamoebia; Acanthamoebidae
Exons: 10
Coding region: 1-867 (288 amino acids)
Source: RefSeq, a predicted model, not a curated record
AUGAUGCAGCCGUUCUUCUUGCUCAGGCCGCGGUACUCUGGCCUCGCGCUACUUGCCCUGUCUCUCCUCCUGGUCCAACACGCGCAAGCGACGACGUGGGUGGUGGAUGCGAGCGGGAAGGGCAACUUCACCUCACUCGACGCCAUCUACAGCACCAAGGUCAAGCCGGGCGACAUCGUCUACAUGCGCGGGACGUUCACCACCGUGCAGACCCUGCAGAACAUCAAUGGCACGAAAGACAAACCGAUCACCAUCACCAGCUAUCCUGGCACGCGUGCCAUUGUUGACGGCACCACCGCCAACCCCGGCGGCUACCAGGGACUUGUGCGGCUCAACCUGUGCCACUUUGUCGUGUUGGACAACAUCAUCGUUCGCAACUCUUCUCAGUCCGGUAUCUCGUUCUAUUACAACAGUGACUCGGUCGUCCAGAACUGUGAGGUCCACGACGUACAGAUCAGGGGAAUCGGAGGGUGUGGCGACAACGUGGUGAUUCGCAACAACACGGUCUACAAUGGCUGCAUGCAGAACUAUGCCGGCAAAUUUGAGUCCUGGUCGCAAGUUGUCUCGAGCGAUUCGUGCUCGUCGACCACCAAGUUCAACAAGAACUGGGUGAUCGAGUACAACAAGGUCUACAACAGCUGGGGCGAGGGCAUCGACUGCAUCCAGGUGUCCGGCUGUGUGGUCAGGCACAACGUGGUCUACGACACCUACUCUGUCAACAUCUACGUGGACAAUGCGAACGGCGUGGUGAUCGACAGCAACUACAUCUACUCCAAGAACACCAGCUACUACCGCACCACGACCUACACCUGGCCGGCGACCGGCAUCCUUGUCGGAGCCGAGACUUGGCCGGUACUACUGCGCUAG